This is a messenger RNA of Dimorphilus gyrociliatus, 7782 nucleotides long. NCBI's taxonomy places the organism in Eukaryota, Metazoa, Annelida, Polychaeta, Dinophilidae. The record is from the annotation of a GenBank genome assembly.
CAUUUUCACAUUUGUCUACGAGCGCCGCGGCGACACCUGAAGAAAACUAAUACGCCUUCCUGCUUACUAAUUUAGAGGAAGGAUUUCUAGAAAACCUCUUAAUUCUAAGAGUAUGGCAAAUUUAAAACAGGACACUGCUGACUUGACCGAAACUGGACUGUCUGGACAGGAAUUACAAUUCUUGGCUGUCGACAAUAGGGGAGUGGUGAAUAAUCCAACCAUCCAAGCUUCUUGGGCAGCGAAAAAGUUAUUAUGGGUACCACACAAGACGCAAGGAUUUGUGCAGGCUUCGGUAGAUGACGACAGUGAUCCAGAAAAAGUGAUUGUAGUAAUACAGGAAAAUGGUCAAAGAGUGAAGGUAAACAAGGAUGACACCCAAAGGAUGAAUCCACCAAAAUUUGACAAAGUAGAAGAUAUGGCUGAGUUAACUUGUUUAAAUGAAGCUUCCGUUCUCCACAAUCUUAAGGAACGAUAUUAUUCUGGUCUUAUCUAUACCUACUCGGGCUUGUUCUGCGUUGUUAUCAAUCCGUACAAAAGCUAUCCGAUUUAUUCGGGUAAAGUUGUGGAGCUGUACAAAGGAAGAAAACGCCAUGAAGUUCCUCCUCACAUCUUCGCCAUUACCGAUGCUGCUUAUCGCUCCAUGUUACAGGAUAGAGAGGACCAGAGUAUCCUCUGCACUGGAGAAUCUGGAGCUGGUAAAACUGAAAACACCAAAAAGGUUAUUCAAUAUUUGGCUCAUGUUGCUGCCUCCUUGAAAUCUCAGAAGCAAACAGCCUCUAAUAUUAUAGAUCAAAUGAAGGUAAGUCACAUUUGUCUAAUACUUAGUAAAAGUUAAGCUCAUGAGUACGAGAUAUCUUCAGAGUGAGGGAAACAUUUUUGAAAAGGUAAACAAAUAAAACUAUGAAUCAAGCUAAAUUUUGCUACCUCCGCAUAUGACUUAUUGUUAUAAUUAUACUGAUAUAAAGCUGCAUGUUAAUUCUAUCCCUAUAUUAUUCUUAAUGCAUUUUGUUACGAUUGACAGUAUAAGGAUAUUAAUUUGGUAAGUAUUGGUUUCUGGUGUGGCUUUGAAGUGUCUAUUUCCUUGAUGUUAAAACCCAUCCUAAACGCAAUUAAUUCUCUAUCGCUUAUGGUUUGCUGUGGUGGUUUAAAGUAACCAAACAAACUAUUUGUUUAGUAGCUUAUCUUUAUUGUUCAUUUGUUGAAUAGCUAUAUAGGCUAACAUAUAUUAAUUUAUCGUUUUACUAUUUAAUUAUAACUCCACAAUUAUAUCUAGUAAACAAUCCCUUUCCAUCAUUUAACAUUAUAAAUAAUAUAUUUAAUAUAUAUAUAAUAGAAUAAAUUAGAGGGCUUUUCAUAUAAAACCUUAUCAAGAAAUCCGAUAACAGAAUAAGCUUAUACCAAUUUUUUAGUAUAUAUAUAUACGGAUAUUGUCGCCGCCACGUUAUCCUGACUUUAUUAUAAAUUGCACUUUAGAAGGAAGUAUGCGCGCUAUGCAUUUAACAAGCCUAGUAUAAUACAACAGUUGCGUAUUAUUAAUAACGAAUUGGUUUUAUACUAUUCUUUGGACCUGCGCCAAUUGAAAAAUCUUUUUUUAGUAAUAAAAUAGCGUGUGGCAUAAAUAAGUAGAGGCAGUCUAACAUAUUUGGCUACCUCUUGAGAAUUUAGAUAUAUUUUAAGUUCAAACAUUUGUUGUCCUUGCAUGCAAUUUCAAUUUAUUAAAAAGUAAUUUGACAGUAAACAUGAUAAAUCUUUUUAAAGGGAGAACUAGAAAAUCAACUGCUGGAGGCUAAUCCAAUUCUUGAAGCCUUCGGAAAUGCCAAAACAGUUAAAAAUGACAACUCCUCUCGUUUUGGUAAAUUUAUACGCAUCAAUUUUGAUACCUCUGGCUUCAUAUCUGGAGCUAACAUUGAGACCUAUUUACUGGAAAAAUCACGAGCUGUUCGUCAAGCUCCUGAUGAGAGAAGCUUCCACAUAUUUUACCAGUUACUUGCCGGCUGUAAAGAUCCGGAGCAGAGAAGCCAGCUACUAUUACAAGACAUAAAAGAAUAUAGAUAUUUAACUUAUGGUCAAGUACCCGUUCCAGGAACUGAUGAUAUUGAUAUGUAUAAACAGCUCUUAGAUGCUAUGAAUAUCAUGGGAUUUGUGGAAGAAGAAAUACUAGCAGUUUUGAAAACAAUUUCCGCAGUAUUGCAAUUAGGAAACAUUAAAAUAAAGGCGGAUGCACGCCAGGAACAAGCAACUCUUCCAGAUAAUACUGUUGCACAAAAAGCUUGCCAUCUUCUAGGAGUUCCCGUAACGGAAAUGACUAGAGCAUUCCUCAGACCAAGAAUACGCGUGGGAAGAGAGUACGUUAAUAAAGCGCAAACAAAGGAACAAGUCGAAUUUGCAGUAGAAGCUAUCAGCAAGGCCAUAUAUGAAAGAAUGUUUAAGUGGUUGGUUCAAAGAAUUAACAAAUCUCUUGAUAGGACCAAACGACAAGGAGCAUCAUUCAUUGGUAUUUUAGACAUAGCCGGAUUUGAAAUUUUUCAUUUGAAUUCCUUUGAACAACUUUGCAUCAACUAUACCAAUGAGAAGUUGCAACAGCUGUUUAACCACACUAUGUUCAUUAUGGAGCAAGAAGAAUACAAACGCGAAGGCAUCGAAUGGACAUUCAUUGAUUUUGGAUUAGAUCUUCAACCAACCAUUGACCUCCUUGAAAAACCUGUUGGUAUUUUGUCUCUCAUAGAUGAAGAGUGCUGGUUUCCAAAGGCAAACGAUAAAACUUUGAUAAAUAAAUUAAUUCAACAACAUUCUAAUCAUCCAAAAUUCAAAAAACCAGAAGCUUUGAGGAAAAAUAAUAUUUCCUUUACUCUUAGACAUUACGCUGGUGAUGUAGAUUAUUCGUGCGAUCAAUGGCUUUUGAAAAAUAUGGACCCCUUGAAUGAAAAUGUUGUACAGCUACUUCAAGAAUCAAAUGAUACUUUCAUUAAAAAUAUUUGGAAAGACGCAGAAAUUAUAGGAAUGAGUAAUAUGGCAUCAGCAGAAUCUCAGUUUGGUGCAAGAACGCGUAAGGGAAUGUUUAGAACUGUUGGUGGAUUGUAUAAGGAGCAGCUUUCGAGGUUAAUGUCCACAUUAAACAAUACCAAUCCAAAUUUUGUUCGUUGUAUCAUUCCAAAUCACGAGAAGAAGGCUGGAAAAAUAGAUGCUCAUUUGGUCUUGGAUCAAUUAAGAUGUAAUGGUGUGUUGGAGGGAAUAAGAAUUUGUCGACAAGGGUUUCCAAAUCGAAUACUCUUUCAGGAAUUUAGACAACGAUAUGAAUUGCUUACUCCUAACGUUAUUCCUCGUGGAUUUAUGGAUGGGAAAGAAGCUUGCAGACGAAUGUUACAAUCUUUGGAACUUGAUACUAAUUUAUUCCGUAUUGGGCAAUCUAAAAUCUUCUUCAGAGCGGGUGUUUUAGCUCAUCUUGAAGAGGAAAGAGAUUUGCGUUUGACAGAUUUGAUAAUACAGUUUCAAGCGUACUGCCGAGGAUGUCUUGCUCGUCGACAGUUGAAUAAGAGGCAACAACAAUUAAAUGCACUCAAGGUAAUUCAAAGAAAUUGUGCAGCAUAUUUGAAACUGAGAAACUGGCAAUGGUGGCGACUCUUUACGAAAGUUAAGCCUAUUUUACAAGCUACUAAACAUGAAGAGGUACUACAAAACAUGGAAACAAAGUAUAAAGACGCAUCUCGAAUGUUGGAAAAUGCAGAACGAGAUGUAACCGUAAUGCGAGACCAGGUUGCUCAGUUAGCAGAGGAAAAGAACAUCCUUAGUGAAAAACUUCGUCAAGAAGCUGAGACAGCACAAGAAGCAGAUGAAGAACGUCUUCGUUUGCAAGAACGAAAAAAAGAGCUGGAAGAUAUGUUAACUGAUAUGGGAACUAGAUGUGAAGAAGAAGUCCAAAGAAUAGAGGAAGUUUCAAGAGAGAAAAACAAGCUUCAAGGUUUAUUAAAAGACUUGGAAGAUCAAUUAGAGGAUGAAGAACAAAUGAGGCAAAAAAUACAAAUGGAAAAAAUGCAAAUGGAAACUAAAUUGAAAAAAUUUGAAGAAACUUCGGCUAUGCUUGAAGACACUUUACAGAGAACUGCAAAAGAGAAAAAGACUUUGGAGGAGAGAGUAAACGAUUUAACUCAGUCACUUGGGGAGGAGGAAGAAAAAGGAAAAGGGUUGGGACGGCUAAAGACAAAAUAUGAGAAUACUAUUAAAGAUUUGGAAGAUAGGCUUAGGAAGGAGCAAGAGUUGAGAGUUAAUUUAGAAAAAGCUAAAAGACGACUAGAACAGGAAUUAGUAGAAGUAAAAGACCAACUAAACGAAAAAAUGGAGCAGCUCACAGAAUUACAAACUCAAUUAAGCAAAAGAGAAAAUGAGUUACAAAAUGCUUUAACCCAAAUUGAAGAAGAAGUAACAGGGAGAACAUCCAUGCAAAGGCAAAUAAGAGAUCUCGAAGCUCAAAUUACUGAAGCCCAUGAAGAUUUAAAAGAAGAGCGUGAAAAGAGAAAGCGUGUCGAUCAUCAACGAAAAGAAUUGGAAAAUGAUUUUGAAAAAAUGAAAAAUGAAUUGGAGGAGACCCAAGAUCAUAAUCAGGCAGUUCACGACCUGCAGAGAAAACGGGAUGACGAAUUGAAGAAAACUAUACAUGCUAUAGAAGACGAAAAAAAAUCGGCAGAUAGAACAAUUGCUGCUCUAAAACAAAAAAACCUUCAACAAGUAGAACAACUAAAUGAGCAGUUAGACCAAGUGAGAAAACAAAAGGGAACUUUGGAGAAGACUCGAGUUACUUUAGAGGCCGAAAAUAGCGAUUUAAUGAAUGAAAAUAAACUACUACAGAGUGCCAAAUCAGAAGCAGAUAGGAAACGAAAAAUUGCUGAAUCUAGUAAUGCUGAUUAUCAGCUGCGUCUAAAUGAAGCCGAAGGCGAAAGAAAUGAUUUACAAGAAAGAUCCAGUAAAUUACUGUUAGAAAUUGAUAGUUACAGCCAACAACUAGCAGCAGCUGAAUCUUUGCUUGCCCAAUCCAAGAAGCAGGUGGAAUUUCUUGAAGGCCAAUUGCAUGACAAUCAAGCCAAUCUUGAAGACGAAACUAGGGGAAAACUCUCGUUUCAAAAUCAACUCAGAACUCUGGAGAGAGAAAACGACAAUCUUAAUGAUCAAAUUGUAGAGUUAGAAGAGCUGAAAGGAAAAUACGAAGCAAAACUGAAUGAAAGAGAGAGAAAAGAAGCUGAUCUAAAGAGAAAUCUAGAGGCUGAAUCAUUAGCCGCUAAAACAGCAGAAGAAUCCAAAUCAAAACUUUCCAGAGACAUCAUUGAAUUGGAAGAUCGCCUUUCUGCUAUGCAACUAGAUCUUGACAAAGCGCUAAAAUCCAGAAAUAAGUACCAAACUGAAUUGGAAGACGCUCUAAAUGAAGUUGCUCAGUCACGCAAUCAGCUUGCAACUUUGGACCGUAAAGCUAGAAAGUUCGACCAAGGAAUGGCUGAAGAGAGAGUAGCUCGAGAUAAAGUCGUCGCUGAACGCGAUCAAAUCGCAAGCGAAUGCAGAGAUAAAGAGACUAAAAUUCUAACCCUCCAAAGAGAAGUAGAAGAUGUUGCUGUCAGGAUGAAUGAACUGGACAGAAUAAAUAAAAGACAAAAAUUAGAAUUAGAUGAGAUUAUCUCCAGUAAAGACGCUAAAGGUCAAAACGCUGCUGAAUUAGAACGAAAUAACAGAUUAUUGAAUGAUAAAAUUCAAGAGUUGGAGCAGCUUUUGAUAGAACGAGAAGACGAGGUGCUUCUGGCGGAAGAUGCUAAAUCUAGAAUUGAAGUCACGUACAAUGCUCUCAAACAACAAAUGGAAAGAGAGAGAGCUGCGAAGGAGGAAAGUGAAGAAGACGCUAGACGAGCUCUACUUAGACAAUUAAGAGAUUUGGAAAAUCACUUAGAUGAAGAAAGAAAACAAAAAAAUACAAUUCUUUCUGAAAAAAAGAAAUUAGAAUUCCAACUAAAUAGCAAAGACGAAGCUUUGGAAAAUGCAAUUAGAGGAAGGGAUGAAACUAAUAAAGCUUUGAAACGAGCUUCAGUAACUGCUCAGCAGUAUCAGAAGGAGGCUCAGGAGGCUUUUCAACAAAAGGAUGAAGCUAUCAACAAAUUGAGGCAACUUGAGAGACGAGUUAAGCAACUCGAAGGAGAAUUACAACAAACCAAUGACAUUUUCCAAAAUAUGGAAAGAGUAAAGAAAAUGGCUGAAGCCGAGAGAGAUGAGGCACUGAAUGACUUAGCCACCGUGGAAUCUCUAAAGAAUUCAGCAAUAGAAGAAAAGAAAAAAUUAGAUGGUCGUUUAACGGAACUAGAAGAAGAAUUAGAUGAUGAGCAAAGCCAUUCAGAAGCCCUGGAAGAAAAGUUACGAAAAUUACAGCAACAGGUUGAGCAGAUAACCAGCGAACUUCAGUCAGAACGAGGCAAUGCGCAAAAAAUGGAAGUUGAAUGCGAAAAAUUAGGACGACAGAAUAGAGACUUGAAGUCCAAGAUAGCUGAACUUGAAGACCAAGUGCAGACCAUAAAUCGCACGAAUCGACAACAGCUAGAAGGAAAAAUUGUGACUCUGGAAGGACAAUUGGAUAAAGAACUUCGUGAAAAGACGCUGUUAAGUAGACAGACUCGAAAAGCUGACAAGAAAUUGAAAGAUAUGCAAAUGGCUAUUGACGACGAACGUAGAAUCGCAGAGCAAAUGAAAGAACAAAUGGAACAAGCUAAUAAUAAAGUUAAACUUGUUAAAAGGCAAUUGGCUGAAGGUGAAGAGGAAACUAGUAGAGUAAAUCAACAAAAAAGGAAAAUCCACCGAGAAUUGGACGAGGCAAAUGAAACUAUUCAUAAUCUACAAAUAGAAAACGAAACUUUAAAAGCCAAAUUAAGAAAUGCUAAUCAAGGUCUCUCGGGCGGGGGUGAAAACUGAAGCAGUUAACGACGAAUGGGACGUCACAGCAUAUUAACCUCGCGAGGCAUAGCUGCUCUGGACGAUAGUGAUGAUGGCGAUAUUGAUCAUUCUGUGGCUAGUUCAGAUGGAACUAGCGAUUCUAUGAAAAUAACGCGGUCAACUCCAGAUGAUUCAACGGCUUAAUUCUGCUUGACAUUUAUCUUUUAUAGCUAUUAUCUCAUUCGUAACUUAUGAUUUAGCCUUUCUAAAUAGACUUGAUAACAGAUUUCUAGACGCAAAAUUCCAGCAAUCAUUGCAAGUGCUAAAAAAAAUUACACAUUUAUAUUACCAUGUUGUUACUGCUUUUCUUUCAUUUCGAUACUAUUUCCCUACAUGUCGCUACUGCUGAGAAAAUUGUUAGCAUUGGUUUUCAUAUUUUUCGUAUCUUACAAAUUAUAUACACACCUUUAUAUGAUAGGGCAUAAUACUGUAUUUAUAUUAACAUUUAUUCGUGAAAAGUGAUAUCUAACAGUUAUGAUAUUUUGCUAUUUCUCGUUUCUAAAAACUUUGUGCUUAAAAUCGAAACUAGAUACUAUUUUACUACUUAAACCAACGCGUAUAUUAAUACAAGAUGGACGGACAUGAUAAGUAAAAGUAUACGGGUUAUAAGUCAACGCAUAGCAUUAAGCAAACUUCAAAAGAACACUUGAGGGAUACAAAAAUAUCUACAAUACUAUAAUACAUCCUCUAUUCAGUAUCAAAUCUUGAACAUGAUCAAACUUAUAAAAAUAAAUUAAGGCUAGUUGGCUGGGAACACGAUCACGGUUAAAUGCAUACAAUAUAUUAAAUGCCAGUUAACAGGAAACGAGAUCCAAAGUAAAAAAA